Messenger RNA from Fomitiporia mediterranea MF3/22, 1145 nucleotides. RefSeq lists its product as uncharacterized. The transcript has 11 exons. Bases 83 to 991 code for a protein of 302 amino acids. Lineage: Eukaryota; Fungi; Basidiomycota; Agaricomycetes; Hymenochaetales; Hymenochaetaceae. The record is from RefSeq and is a predicted model, not a curated record.
AUGGAGUCCGUAUGUUAUGAACUACAUCAUCACAAUGCAGCAAUAUUCGAAGCAGUGACGAAACCCACGCAGCCGGGACCACAUGAGGACGAGGCCCAUCUACUCUCCGGAGAGGCGAACAAUGAGCUCUGGUGCUUCACCCGGCCUAGUUAUCGCAACAAAAUACCUCACAUUAUCCUCCAUUGCAAUAAUUGCCUAUGACGCAAUUUUGUCAUUUGAAAUCGAGCGCAUUACAUUAUGGAGGUCGAGAACAUCAGCACUAAAGGUUGCAUAUGUCUUGUAUCGAUAUCUUGUGAUGGCUGUAUCACUUCUCUCCUUCAUAUCUAUUACAGCAGGUAUAUUUAAUGAAGCAAGAUGUCAGAGGAUUGUCAAGAUUAUCAGUAUUGUCAUGUUUUCUGCUGAUGCUAUCGGCCACGCCCUAGUAAUUUUCCGAACUUUCAUGCUUUGGGGUCGUAGGACAACUGUUCUUCGGCUUAUGUUCAUCGGAUCCUUCAUUGCAAACAGCAUUGCACUUUCUUUUCUAGUACUGACUGUCAGAGACUUCUCAAAGAAUCAAGUCCUAGCUCCAGCCCCAACCAUGCACACUUGUGCUGCAAUUGUGAAUCCCAGAUUUCUACUUGGUAUCUGGCUACCACAAGUGGUAUUUGACAUUUAUGUUACCAUACUUGUCUUGUUAAACGCCAUGGACCAACCUCGACUUUCCAAUAAGGAACUUAUGGAAAUUGCAAUUAAGGAUGGCUUAUUUUUGAUUCUUGUAACAUGGGUACUUCGAAUGGUAAAUGCUAUGUUAUGCACAACCGACAAUGAACUGCUGCCAUUCAUCAGCAUAUCUUUCGUCGAGGCACUGAUCACAGUGAUUAACUUACGGCUCUUAUUGCACAUAUUCCAGUCAGAAGACAUGAAUAGGAUUGGCCAGCGCGACAGUAGUAUGGAACUCGCUUUGCUCCUCAAGCGUGGUAGUUGCAGGAAGGAAGGAAUGGGCCACGCCUGACAUUUCAUGGCUUUCAUCACGACAUAAAAUGUAUUUGUUUUGCUUUGUUGAACUCACCUUGUAGAAUACAACGCGAUCUUCAUUCCUACUACCACUGUUCCUCAGGGUAGGUUUUUAAGUUUUGUACACCAUUGAAAUAUACAUCAGUGCUAUU